AUAAAAAUGCAACCGCCUAUCAACAACAACUGUCAAUUUUGCAUCAUAGAAAAAAAAACAAGAAAACAAAUAAAUAAAAUAACAAAGCUUGUUAUCGUUUGGACGUGUGUAGACUUGAUUUGACUUGUUUUGUUAGUUUUCUUUUUAUAAUUUAAUAGAUAUUAUCGUUCCAUUAGUUAACAACAAGCAAGAAUGGAAAACAGCCACAGGGAGCAUAUUCGGAAGAAUAUGAAUGAGUUAAUUCGUUCAACAAGCUAUGAACCCCUUAUUAAAGCCUGUGAAAAUAAAAAGAUUAUAUCAGAAGUGAUGAGAGCACGGAUUGAUAAUCUACCUAACGCAGAAAAGGACGAAAAACAUAGAGAGCUUUUUAUAAAAUUAACCAAACGCGGACCAACUGCCUACAAUGAAUUAUUAAAAAUCUUGAUUGACUUGAAUUUCGAAUCUGCCGCCAGGUUACUACGUGCCCCCCAGCAAGACCAGAAAAAGUACAUUUCAAUUCAUGAACAUAACGCAUCUUCGGUUCAAUCGACUUCCAUAGAACCGCCCCAACAAAUCCCAGAAAAUCUUCCAUCUAGUGUUCCAGAAGGAUGCUACCCUUCGAAAGACAUUGUCGAUUCAAAACAUAAGCUUGUGCCAUUCACCGGCAAAAUCCAUUUGCCGAGGCCUUUCGAAGUAAUAAAAUCAAAAGUAAUUCACUAUCAUCCACAACUGAAGGUCUAUCCAAUGAAGUCGAAAAACCGUGGAGUCUUUUUCAUGGUCAACAUCAUUGAGUUUCCGAACAACGAGAAAAAGAGACGUUCUGGUGCUGAAGUCGAUUCAAAGUACAUGUUGAGUUUGUUUCAAGAAUUAGGAUUCACUUGCUUUCCGUAUGACAACCUCAAUCAAAAGGAAUUCUUCGACCUCCUGACAGAACUGCGCAGUUCGGAAUAUUUGAAACAGACUGAAUCGUUUGUAAUGGCCUUGAUGACUCACGGCGAAAUGCGAGAAGACAUGCAUGACAGGGUUGAAUUUUAUGGAGGAUCCAUUGUCAAGGUGAAGGAAAUUGAGGAAUUCUUUUCAAACAAGGAAUGCAAAAGCUUAAGGAACAAACCUAAAGUUUUGAUCUUUCCGUUUUGCAGGGGAGAUGCUCCAGAUCAGGGAUUUAAUCGUAUAGAAACCGAUAGUAUUGUGGAACGUGAUCCGAAAAUAUCCUUGCAAAUGGAAACUUUGUCAGAUAUGCUCGUUUGUUACGCAUCAGUAAGAGGCUUUCAAGCUUUGCGUGACCCAGAUGAGGGUUCCUGGUAUAUACAGAUAUUUUGUAAAGUUCUUGCCGAGAAUGCUCAUAAUACGCCAUUUGAGGAUAUGCUUAAGUUGAUUGCAACUAAAAUAAAAUCCUUACGAUCACCAGAAGGUUAUUUACAAACUCCAGCCUAUAACAAUCAUGGAUUUGAUAAAUGUCUUUAUUUCAAUCCUGGGGUUUAUGAAGAGUAAAUAAUCUUUUGAUUGCGUGGCAUGAAUUUUAAAUAUUAAUAUUUUUUAUACAACAAAACAAAUAUGUAUUCCAUUUUUAACAUUUUUUAUAAAGAAAAACAAUUAUGUUUAAGAAUAAACGAUAUGAUUUUAUAACUAUCAUAAUA
Eupeodes corollae is the source of this 1616-nucleotide messenger RNA. RefSeq names its product caspase Dronc (gene Dronc). The coding region runs from base 193 to 1470 and encodes 425 amino acids. NCBI's taxonomy places the organism in Eukaryota, Metazoa, Arthropoda, Insecta, Diptera, Syrphidae. Gene Ontology annotation, molecular function: cysteine-type endopeptidase activity. Gene Ontology annotation, biological process: proteolysis; regulation of apoptotic process. The transcript is spliced from 5 exons. The record is from RefSeq and is a predicted model, not a curated record.